Molecule: messenger RNA, 2508 nt
Organism: Procambarus clarkii (red swamp crayfish)
Lineage: Eukaryota; Metazoa; Arthropoda; Malacostraca; Decapoda; Cambaridae
Source: RefSeq, a predicted model, not a curated record
GGUGGGGGUGGGGGAUUGUUAUACUUACAACAGCAAUUCAAUAAAGUAUCGUUUUAAGAGAACUCAAGCACCAUAAUACGAGUUGGAACAGAAAUUGAGGCUGCCAGUAGACAUCUAAUAGCCUGAUAGACCAGACCGUCAACAGGUACGGUACUAGUCAGAGACCGGGCCACCUCGACGUUGAUCCUGGAGACCACCUCAAGGUAAUCUUAUAAUCCAGGUAAAAACCUAACAAUCGGUGUUCACAUCACUCGUUAUGGGUAACUUCCUGUCCUUAUUGAGGCUACUAGAAAGAUAACGGCCCUCAGAUAAAUCCAGGUAAAUUCAUAGCUUAAGCUCCUGCCACAGUUAGCAGUAAACAGUCUCAAGUAAGGCCAUCAUCUCCUCCUUGCUUCACUAGGAGAGAAUUAUGAUAUAUUCCUGCACCAUUUGUAUGUCGAGAAACGUCGAUUAAACUCGAUUAAAUACAAAAAGCUCACCACGUGGAUUGAAUGACAACGGAGACAACAUGGCGGCCGGGAGAGUGACCGGAUAUGACGUCACUUCGCCUUUGGUCCUAUACAAUUCAAUAUCUUUACUGAAAAAAAUGGUCGUACAUUUAACAUUUAUUUACCUGGCAAAAUUAAAAUACAUUAUUUAUUAUACAAGGAAAUAUUAGUAAUAAUAACAUUUAAGAUUUAUUUAUUCAUACUGAUCAUUAUUCAUUUUAUUACAGAAAACGGUAAUGCUCCUAAUUAUGGACAUGUCAAGUAGUUUCUUUGCUGGACGACUUAACACACCUCAGAAAUAUGACUGACAAUGUAGAUAUAUAUUACAUAAUACGAAUAAGUUAUCUAUGUGAAAGGAGUCUUAUCCUACUGAAGUUGCUGAAAUAUAUCUAGAGGUAGCAGAGUGUAGAGAGUCUUAAUAUUUAACGUACAAAAUCCCCUUAACUCGCUAUCACUUGAAUAAUAUAGCAGCUUCCAAGAACGGCAAAUAAUUAAUUGCCUUAAAGUAUUUAUUAUUUUUUUAAGUAAAAUGGGAUAGUGAAACAUAUUAUUUUACAGGUUUACGGCUCCUCAUUAUAUUUCAUUUCUACUUCAUUUUCAACCAAUAGUUAUAUAAUUUUCUGUUGACUCAAUUUUCAUGCAAUAAUAUCUGUUAAAGGCCGACAGAUCUGUUGAGCCUUGACGUCACUGACCCAGACAACGAGAAAAACAGAAGAAGAUCAAUUCAGGAAAACAUCUGAGAUGGAUUUGACCUAAUGGGUUAUUUCAGGGCGUCUUUGAAUAAUCUUCAAUCUUCAGUAGCAUGACGGCAGUGUAACUAAAGCGUCUUCAACCAAUGGGACGACUGGAAAGGCAGAUGUUAUUAGCCAACGAGCGAGGAGGAUAAAGCAUGACGUCAGUGACCCUGUUGCCAAUGAGAGGUGGAUAACCCUGCUAUUAGUAACGCUGUUAGCCAGUGAAACUAGGCUAACUAGGAAACUGUGACCUAGGCAUGACGUCAGUGACCCUAAUAGCCAAUGAGGGAGGUUGAUAAUCAUGACGACAGUGAUCCUAUUAGCCAAUGAGAGAGGUGGAUAAGCGUGACGUCAGUGACCCUACAAGAACGUCUGGGAUGAACCUCUCUCCGUUCUGGUGGAUGCGUUGAUCAAUACUCUGACCUAAAGAAGAAAGAACCUCCGGCAAGUGAGCCGUGAGAGACCAGCUGAUCGACCACAACAGAGGCGCAGGAGAACGGCCAGAGGUCAACAAGUAAUCACAUACUGCACGUAAAGAAGAGAGGUUUACACAUAUAUUAAAAAAAAGGAGAUCACACUACAUAUUAAGAGAGGUUACACUACACGUGAAGAGAUAUCACACGACACGUGAGGAACAGUGUGUGGCUGCUUAAUCAUGUUCUACCAGAGGAACUCCGUCACCGGCCGUCUCACGCCCACGCCCGCCCUCAAGAUUCCCUCUAAUUUUAGGGCUGCAGCUGAGGGCCCAGGAAUCAUCUACACCCAUGGCACUGUCUUCCCCAAGGACCAGCCUGCUCGCAGGGGCAACUACAGCACUGUUCCCGAAGCCUUGCUAGGAAAGAUGCGCCAUUUCCAGCAACAUAACAACAUUCCUGUUCAUCUGAAAGGUGGGCCAAUAGACAAGGUUUUAUUUGGAUCAACUCUAGUGCUGUGUGCUGUUGGACUUGCUGGCUGCUUCCAAUUUUUCUAUAGCAUGGCCUUCCCAAAGAAGAAUUGAUAUAAAGAAAAAAAAUUGUAAACAUAGGAAAAGUUAGUCUUGUAAUGCACAUAUAAUAAGCAAACCUAUGAAGUCAUUGUUUUUUUUUUACUUGAUGCAUAUACAUAUUGUAUUUGGAAAUGAAACCUCAAUUGUGAACUGAUGUACAGUACAGUAUACAGUAUAUUGUAACUAAUUUAUAUUGUCAAUACGUAAUAUUGCCAUUCAUAAGAAAUAAUUGUGAAAACAUGUUAAAUCAGUGUAUAUAUGUGAUGGUCCACGUUAUUAAUAUAAAUAAAAAUUAAAUAAU